GUUACUUAUAAACAUAUCUGUAACCUUGUAGUUCUUUCUUACUGCGUGUUACGAAAUACGCUGGUGGGCAACAAGUCAGGGUCCACUCUAGGGUUUGCACGUUCAUGUUGGAAUAGCCAGGUUUAUGUGUUUCUCCUUAGUGGUAUAAACCACGUUGUGCACGAAGAGUUGGAAUAUUAAGUAAUUUGUGCCGCUCUUUGCAUCGAAUUCUUUGAUCUUUGAAAAAAUUAUAUCGUCCGUCUUUCUUAACGAACAACCAGAAUAGCAACGGAUAUGGAAUUUUCAUUGUGAAUUAUGGACCACAAGACAAGCCCGGUGUGUUCGUGUCCGAUUUGGCUCCAAACGGUGCGGCUGCUCAGCAUGGUGAACUGUGCCCCAACGAUCGGAUACUGGCUGUGAAUGGUCAGAUCCAGACCGAUUACGACUCAACGCUGUCCUUGAUGAAACAGUCCACCACACGUGUUCGUCUGACAAUUGCACGCCGAAAAGCGGCCACACAAUCACCUAGCAAGGCCGUCACUAAACCCGUGGCCACAUCGUCACCUGCUCCAAGUGCUUUGACGAACGCACCUCUGGAGCGCCCCAAACCACCACCCAUCAUACCUGGCAGAGAGACCCUUGUUGAACUCACUCGUCAUUCAGGAAGCUCUUGGGGCUUUUCGGUGGUCGGUGGGAAGGACACUGUGUUGGUAGGUUAACAAAAAUUGUAAAUCGCUCUCAUUGUUCCUAUGACACCCUAAGUUUACCGUUGGUCUCUAAGACCUGUUUAAUUUUGUUUGUCUACUGAUUAUGUCGCUAGUAAUAUCGAUAGAAAACAGUUAUCUCAGUGCAGAAAACGCCAGGACGUCUGUUCUGUGCAUCUAGUAGUCCACG
Molecule: messenger RNA, 873 nt
Organism: Opisthorchis viverrini
Lineage: Eukaryota; Metazoa; Platyhelminthes; Trematoda; Opisthorchiida; Opisthorchiidae
Exons: 2
Coding region: 441-698 (85 amino acids)
Source: RefSeq, a predicted model, not a curated record